Molecule: messenger RNA, 848 nt
Organism: Saprolegnia diclina VS20
Lineage: Eukaryota; Oomycota; Saprolegniomycetes; Saprolegniales; Saprolegniaceae
Exons: 3
Coding region: 178-768 (196 amino acids)
Source: RefSeq, a predicted model, not a curated record
GCAUGUCGGCAUUGGCACUAGAGCGUCGUUGCAUACCCAUGGUUGAUCAUGACACGUUGAUGGCAAGGGCAAGAUCGCAGCACUCCUUGGCUGGUCGGAAUAACCUCUAUCAAUGAAUAUCCUGUUGAAAACAGUGCAUCAAAUCAGGCCACGGAAACGAUAAAAAGAUCGCGGACCAUGAGCAGCGCGACCUUGGUGAGCCUUGACGCCCGCUCGGUCGAAGCCCUCCCCUUACUGAGCGCCUUCUCCUUGGAGAAGCUGCCGCUGCUCGCACAGCGCCUCCUCCGCGCUCCUGCCGCCACAGCCUUCACCAAGGACGAAGAGCACCAGCUCGCUGAGAUUGGCGGCAUGACGCACGAUCAAGUCGGCGCAUUCUUGGCCCUGUUGCAGUCGCUCUUCCAAGCCGCGGGACGGCGUCGGCUGGCCCCGUCUGUGUUUGCGCAAGAGCUGCAGCGCCUCUCGAUUGCCUCGACAACAAGCGACGUCCUUGCCAACGUUUGGUCCCAUGAGCAAGCAGCGUACGAAGCAACGCUGAUUGAAGCGAGCUCGCACCAUGCCCCGACGCUGAUCGAGGCACAGUGGCGGCUGCAUGUGACCAUGGCCGACUCGGCGUCCAAAGGCAUGGCAACGCCGAGCGCGCUCUUCCACAUGCAAGAGAGCAACGGCGUCGCAUGGGACAUGGAAAUGGACCAUACCGAGCUCCAUGCGUUCCUCGUCCAGCUCGAUGCGAUCCAAGCCCAACUGGAUGCGCUCGCAGCCGCGCCGUAGCACUUCUAUAUUGUCUCUUCUUAUACGAGAAUGAUAUCAUCGUGCGCGCGCAGCUUCUGACGCGUAUGCUUCCUCUCAAA